AUGAUGGGCAAGAGGCUUACCGCUGCCAGUAUGAGCAACCGCAACACCAACCGUUACUCUGUCACUGCACUCUAUUCCAUGGCGGCAGAGCAGGACGUCGAAGUCGAGGAUGACCUUGCUCGCGCACAGAAGCGAUUACGAGAACUCAAGGGUCGCAUCUCGGCUCAGUCCAAGAAGAACUUCGUCCUUGAACGUGAUGUCCGAUACCUUGACAGCCGUAUUGCCCUUCUCAUCGCCAAUCGCAUGGCUCUCGACGAGCAAAGCGAAGUCGCAUCUACACUCGAGGAGACUGACUCUACCGCCAUCGGCACCACACUGGACGACCGCAAAAUGCAACAGUACGGCAACCUCUUCUUCCUCCUUCAAUCCGAGCCAAGGCAUAUCGCAGCGCUCUGUCGUCUCGUCAGUCUGGCAGAGAUCGACACUCUCCUUCAGACCGUCAUGUUCACCCUCUACGGUAACCAGUACGAAAGUCGCGAAGAGCAUCUCCUCCUUACCAUGUUCCAGUCCGUCCUUUCCGCCCAGUUCGAGACCGCCACUGAGUUUGGUUCACUGCUCCGUGCCAACACACCGGUAUCACGCAUGAUGACCACAUACACUCGACGCGGUCCCGGUCAAUCUUAUCUCAAGAGCGUCCUUGCCGAACGCAUCAACAGCCUCAUCGAGCACAAGGACCUCAACUUGGAGGUUAACCCGCUCAAAGUGUACGAGCAGAUGAUCAAUCAGAUCGAGGAGGACACCGGAAGCUUGCCCGCAAACCUUCCGCGUGGUGUCCCAGCCGAGGUCGCAGCUGAAAACGCCGACGUUCAGGCCAUCAUCGCUCCCAGGCUAACCAUGCUCAUGGAGAUUGCGAACAGUUUCCUCCUCACCAUCAUCAACUCCAUCGAUGAGGUGCCCUAUGGUAUCCGAUGGAUUUGCAAGCAGAUUCGCAGUCUCACCAAGCGCAAGUACCCUGAUGCCACCGAUUUCGCCAUUUGCUCUCUCAUUGGCGGUUUCUUCUUCCUCCGUUUCAUCAACCCUGCCAUCGUGACACCACAAGCCUACAUGCUCGUCGACGGCCCACCGGCUAAGCACCCCCGCCGUACGCUUACGCUCAUCGCAAAGAUGCUUCAGAAUCUUGCCAACAAGCCCUCGUACGCCAAGGAGCAAUACAUGAUGUCUCUCAACCCCUUCGUUGAGAACAACAAGACCCGCAUGAACGCUUUCCUCAAUGCGCUCUGCGAUGUCGGAGACUUCUACGAGACUCUCGAGAUGGACCAGUACAUGGCGCUCUCCAAGAAGGACCUGCAGAUCCAGAUCACUCUCAAUGAGCUGUACAACACCCAUUCGCUCGUAGCUCAGCACCUCGACAUCCUCGCACCGAACGACAAGCACCACCUUCGCAUCCUCAUUGACGAGCUAGGAGGCUCUCCGGGUCAGGUGCCCCGCAAAGAGAACCGCACCCUCGACCUUCCGCUCUUCUCACGAUGGGAGACGCCCAUUCAAGACCUCACAACGGCCUUCAUGUCUGAGAACAAUGUCACGCAGAACGACAUCUUGUACAUGGAGACCAAGUCGAUCUUUGUCCAGCUUCUACGAUCCAUUCCAGCACUCGCCGAGAAGCGACCCAUCAACCUUCCGCAGAUCGCAGAAAAGGCUGCCACAACCAAAGAUGCCACGCUGGUCCGUAAGGGUAUCAAGGUCAAAGAGAUGCUCCGCGAACUCGAGGAGCUCAAGGUCGUCGACCGAAGGGAUGGCUACAGUCUCAUGACGGAUGAAGUCGCAACAGAGUUGACGCAUCUCGGCAACAUGCGCGAGAAGGUCAUGCAAGAGAUGCGCAGCUUGGAGGCUGUCUACAAAACCAUUUGCGAGCACAACAACUACAUGCGCAGCCAGCUCGACACCUACAAGAGCUACCUGCAGAAUGUACGAAUGACCAGUGGCAGUGCCAAGGACAAGAGCGCCGGUGGUGUUGGUGUCAUCUCGGUUGGAGGCAAGGAGAAGAAGACUCCCAAGUCCCAAGCACUCGGUCCUUACCGCUUCACACACGCCCAGAUGGAGAAGGACGGCAUCAUUGUUGAAAGCAACGUGCCCGAGAACCGACGUGCCAACAUCUUCUUUAACAUCACUUCGCCUUCGCCAGGUACCUUCAUCAUCGCGCUCCAUUACAAGGGUCGUGAGAAGGCCAUUUUGGAGAUGGACCUCAAGCUUGACGAUUUGCUCGAAAAGCAGAAGGACGAUGUCCAGCUUCUCGAUCUCGAAUACGUGCAGCUCAACGUCUCUAAAAUUCUUCAGUUGCUCAACAAGACCUUCACCAAGCGACGAUGA
Molecule: messenger RNA, 2307 nt
Organism: Ustilago hordei
Lineage: Eukaryota; Fungi; Basidiomycota; Ustilaginomycetes; Ustilaginales; Ustilaginaceae
Product: putative RAS GTPase-activating protein sar1
Exons: 1
Coding region: 1-2307 (768 amino acids)
Biological process (GO): regulation of actin cytoskeleton organization; regulation of GTPase activity
Cellular component (GO): cell cortex
Molecular function (GO): GTPase activator activity; protein binding
Source: RefSeq, a predicted model, not a curated record